AUGUUAGCGCAAAUGAAGAUUGAACCGGCACUGAGAUUAGAGGGAAAGCGAACGAAGGAGCUGAUGUCAUCUUCAAGUCUUUCCGGGAUGUCUCAAAUGUCAAACAGCAGCGAGGAAACGUUGGAGCCCUUUAUCCACGAGACGUCCCACAACAACAAGUCGGACACCAGUGAAAGUGCGCCUAAAGAUAAUAGUGCUAGAGGUAAUGAAUGGCUAGUUAAUGGACCAACUGGCAGUAAAUGGCCUAUACUCCGACUCAAGUGUUCUGCGCUGUCAACUCCGCCAGAGGAUCCACCUGCUAAGCAAUUACACAUGACUUAUAAGAUUAUUCAAGCAGAUACAAAACUAAUAAGUCUUCUACUCCAAUCACACGGUCUAACGGAAGUAUCCGUCAAUGAUACAGACUUCAACCUCUUGUGGAUGGGCAGUCAUCCGAAGCCGGACGUAUUGAGAAACUUGGCGCCAUUCCAGAAGGUUAAUCACUUCCCGAGGUCUUAUGAAAUAACACGAAAGGAUCGAUUGUACAAAAAUAUUGAAGCGAUGCAAAGAAGCAAAGGGUUGAGGAAUCUCGAUUUCAUACCUCAGACAUUUCUCCUGCCCAGUGAGUACAGAGAAUUAUUAACAGCGCACUUCAGAUACCGCGGUCCAUGGAUUGUUAAACCCAAAGCCAGUUCUCGGGGUCGUGGUAUCUACAUAGUUAACAGUCCGGAAAAAAUAUUUACGGAAGAAUCAGUUAUUGUGGCGCAGUAUAUAAAUAAUCCACUUCUAGUCGACGGCCACAAGUGUGAUUUACGUUUGUACAUUGCUGUAACAAAUUACGAUCCUCUGUUGAUUUAUUUGUAUGAGGAAGGACUAGUGAGAUUUGCAACAGUUAAGUACGAGGGAGGAAAUCAGUACGUUUGGAAUCCAUGUAUGCAUUUAUGUAAUUACAGUAUAAAUAAAUUUCACGUUGAUUAUAUAAAAAGUGAAGAUCCUGAUGCUGAAGACGUCGGGCACAAGUGGACACUGUCAGCUCUAUUGAGACACUUGAGAUCAAUGGGACAAGAUACUGAGUUACUUAUGCAACGUAUUGAAGAUAUUAUUAUUAAAUCGAUACUAGCCACUGCGUCGGGUAUUGUCAGUGGUAUUAAACAAUUCGUUAAACAUCCAGACACGUGCUUUGAAUUGUUUGGCUUUGAUAUACUAAUUGAUGACACGUUGAAACCCUGGUUACUUGAAGUUAAUUUAACGCCAUCAUUAGGCUGUGAUUCCCCACUAGAUGUUAGGCUUAAAUCAGCACUAAUGGCUGAUCUGUUAACACUCGUUGGUAUUCCAGCAGUCGAUCCUAUUUUACGUCCGCAAAAUACGCAACAGAAUCGAUCACUUGGCAACGCUACCAAGCGAUUAGCCAGUUACAGGCGAGUACAUUCUGCAGAGACAUUGGCGCAGAAAAAAAAAACUACCAAGCCGUCAAACCGUUCAAAUCUCACGUCAGAGCAGUUGAGAAUUGUCGCCUCUGCUAAAGCGCAGUUUGAACGUAGAGGGGGAUUCGUACGUAUUUUUCCUAGUCCAAAGUCAUGGGAAAUGUAUUCGCAAUAUCUAGAUCCAACGACUGGGAUUCCCGUGGUCUCAGAUCCUCUAGGACCCAGCAGAGUCCCACAGCAGGUCAAUACAAAUCACAAUCUCAUGCUACAUGAACAAUUAUUUCCAGCUGCUAGUCGUACAUCCGGUUUCUCUGUCCCAGAAGUAACACUGGAUCGACUGUCUAGGUAUGAAAGAUAUGAGCGAGCAUUAGUCAAAGGACAUAAGCAGAGUUUAGAUCGUGGCGAUAGCAAGGAGAAUAUUGAUGUUGACACGCAUAAGUACAAGGAUCAAGUAACUCAAAUGAUGCAAGAGGGUAAUAAGCUUAGUCCCGGUGAGGCUCGAAAGGCCUUCGGCUUGUAUUUGGGAUAUAUUCUUCGUAAAAUUUCGCAAGCGACUGCAGAUUCUGUAUCCUGUGACCUCGUGAUGAAGUUUCUGCAGCAAUCUUCGAGUAAUUUACGCACGCCUUUUGUAUUUACAUUACCGAGCAACAAAUUGAGUGACAAAGAUCGAGCAGCAAUAACAGCAAAGCAGUUAUCAGAUUUUUUGCACCUCUACAAUCGGGAAACAGAUUUAUACGCUGACACCGUUGAUCGACCGCGUACUGUCCCGAACCGAUUGUUUCAAAAAUUUCUCGCCUCUGCCAGCGAAGAAGAUCUUGAUGACGUGCUGAUACUUCAAACACGCCUCUACAAUUGUGCCCACAGUUUUCUCGGUCGGAGUGGGUUUGCGGGUAAUUUACGAGGAAACAACCUCUUAGGAUCGCUACCACAGAUUACAUCCAGAGUGCACUCUAAUGCCGCGUCAUUUGAGCAAUGCAAGUGCACUCAACCUAAUAGACCAAGUAAAGCUCCAAGAACGUGAACGAUUAUUUAUAAAAUAUUAUAUAUAUAUAUAUAUUAACCAUCCACUAUUGUCAAAUUUAUUUUAUAGCAUAGAUAUUUUCGCGACGUGAGUUGCGGGAAAAAAAUCAUUUGGCAAUCCGAUUGUCAGCCGUCCUUUAGGCGAUAGAUAAUUUAACUUAUUAAUCCUCGUCAUCAAUGACGUCGAGGUAAAUCGAUACACUUACGAGCGGCCUAAGUCGUUCCUCAAUAAUGGAGAAACAUCGACAAUCGUGCUAAUUACCAUAAUCAUUUCAUUACAUUACUUAAUUAUAUUACUUACGUGAUGCAAUUAUUAGAUCUGAGAUUUUUUAAGUCAUUUUUUUAUGAUAUUGUUUUUUUUUUUUUUUCAUUGGUUGAUUUUUCUGAUGGUGCUAGUCCGGUUAGUCUAAAAAUGAACUCGUUGUUAUUUUUAUUUCUAAGCGUUCGAAUUUAACGUGCAUUAAAUUUAAAAGCACAUGCACAAAAAAUAUCGCUUGUCAUAAAAUUUAUUAUUAUUUUAAUUUAUUGAACGUGCGGCUGCUUAUUUUUUGGCAUCUUUGAUUGUUUAAAUAUUUAUAGUGAUGAUAAUGAUGAUAGUUGAUAUAUUAUUUUCAUAUAUUACUUACAAUAAUGUCUAUGAAUAUUUAAUCGAGUAUGUCUCUUUUUUACAUCUAGUCAAAGAUAAAUAAUCUUAAAUAAUUAUUACGUACGUUUGGACAAUUAAAAGUUGUUGGGUAUUUUGAAAAUAUUUUUCGAGCAGGCUCAGUUAUUUUAUUAAUAAAUAUAAUGCAUUUCUCUUAUAGAUUAUAUAAUAAUAUGAUAAUAAAUGAAUGCCAGUUGAUAUUUUUCGAAUACAAUAUUUAUAAAUGCACAAAAUUGUAUGAAAAAUUGAGCUAUUUGAUGAGAAAAUGUGUGUGGAGAUGAAUAAACUAGUAUUUUAUUUGUUCCGCGGAUUAUUUUUAUAAAAAUUGUCCCUGCAAGAGAGUGUAUUUAGUGUAUUUUAAGUUUUUACCCCCACUCUGGAUCAUCUAGAUAUUAAAUAUCUGUUUUCAGUUCUCUACGCAUGCGCAGAUUUCGAAUAAUCGGGAGUAGGGGUGACCUGAAGUUCAUUCUCUUUCUGGGACAAGUCGAGAACAAUAAAGUCUAUGUAAUACUUGAGGGAACAAUUGCGAUUAUAAAUUUACUUGUUUAUUAUGAUUACAUUUUUUACUUUGUAUUCAAGAAUUGAAGUCGCCUGCAUGUUAAUUAAAAAAUUAUUUUAUCAUUAAAGUUCAUUGUUAUUUAAGUGCAUGAGCUGUGAUAAAAAAAAUUGCGAAUUAUUUUUCAUUUCUUUUAUUUAAAUUUUGAUUGCACUGACACAGAAAGUGUUUUAUUUAAUUUAUAGUAUGAAUAUUUGUUAUAUUAACACGUAAAAAUAUUUUAUUAUUUAAUUUUAAAAAUUAUAUUUUAUUUAUUAGUUUAAUUAUGUUUUUAUAAUUUAUAUUUAUUAAGUAAUUAUUGUGUUGAUAUUAUUUUUUUUUCAAUGUAUGUUCGAUUGAAAGUCUGCACAAUCUGAUAAAAUUUAUGGAACAAAUGCUUUGAGUGAUUAUUAUAUUAGUAAAUAAAAUGAUAAAAAAAAUGUAUGGGAUGUGAUGGUGUUUUGAUAACAUGUCCACGCUUUGUAUUUUAAUUAAUAAUUAUAAUUGAAUAAUAACUUAAUUGAUUGAUAAUUUUAAAAAGAGAAGAGUUAUUGAUCAUCAACGAAAAAAAUUAAAUACGGCUCAAAUGUAAUUAGAAGAAGAAUAAAAAAAAAUCUUACUGCCUUUAAGUGAUGCCACGAAAAGUUGAAUUAAUGUUCAGUUUGUAAAAUUAUUUAUGGUGAAUAAUUUAAUUAAUGUUGGUAGAAAACUGAUAGUAAUAUUUAUGUGUCAAUAAAAAAUAAUUGUCAAUCGAAAUAAUAAUUAUAAUAUUUGAGUAAUAAUAAGUUUAUUAUUUAUAUUGGUGUCUUAAAUAUUGCAAUUAAAAUAUAUAUAUUUAUUGACGCAAUCAAUUAUUGCCCAUGAGAAUUACGAAAACUUGAAAUUGAAAUUUGGUUGAGAAUAAAUGAAUUUUUAGGAAGAACUUUGAAAAUAAAAGUUGAUAUACUUUCAUAAAUAUGUAAUAAAACGAUUCCUAGUCAACUUUUCUCUUUAUAAAUAAUAAUUGACUUAUUAAAAUUUCAAUAAAUGCGAUAUUAAAUAUUUUUCCAUAGAAAAUCAUGCGUAUAUUUAAUGAAUAUUAUAAAUU
Messenger RNA from Microplitis mediator, 4688 nucleotides. RefSeq names its product tubulin polyglutamylase TTLL5 (gene TTLL5). Bases 1 to 2424 code for a protein of 807 amino acids. The record is from RefSeq and is a predicted model, not a curated record. Gene Ontology annotation, biological process: microtubule cytoskeleton organization; protein polyglutamylation. NCBI's taxonomy places the organism in Eukaryota, Metazoa, Arthropoda, Insecta, Hymenoptera, Braconidae. Gene Ontology annotation, molecular function: tubulin-glutamic acid ligase activity; tubulin binding. The transcript is spliced from 12 exons. Gene Ontology annotation, cellular component: cilium.